Messenger RNA from Cornus florida, 1764 nucleotides. RefSeq names its product hydroxymethylglutaryl-CoA synthase-like. NCBI's taxonomy places the organism in Eukaryota, Viridiplantae, Streptophyta, Magnoliopsida, Cornales, Cornaceae. The record is from RefSeq and is a predicted model, not a curated record. The transcript is spliced from 12 exons. Bases 184 to 1602 code for a protein of 472 amino acids. Gene Ontology annotation, molecular function: hydroxymethylglutaryl-CoA synthase activity. Gene Ontology annotation, biological process: acetyl-CoA metabolic process.
CUCCUCACACCUCUCUUCAUUUGCGAUUUUCCAGGAUAUUCCCUCACUUCCUCUUUCUCUCUCUAAAUUCUUUCUCUGCUCUAGAAUCUCUUAGAAGAGGAGCAAGUGAGAGAAAAGCCUCCGCUUCUUUCAUUCUGUUUGUGUGUGUCGAGAAAUCGAGGUAACAGAGCAGAAAAAGAAGAAAUGGGAUCUUCAGAGCAGAAAAAUGUGGGAAUUCUCGCCAUGGAAAUCUACUUCCCUCCUACUUGUAUCCAACAGGAGGCACUGGAGGCUCAUGAUGGAGUGAGUAAAGGGAAAUACACCAUUGGACUCGGACAAGACUGCUUGGCAUUUUGCACAGAAGUUGAAGAUGUCAUCUCAAUGAGUUUGACAGCUGUUACUUCCCUUCUCGAGAAAUACGGGAUUGAUCCAAAACAGAUUGGUCGACUUGAAGUGGGCAGUGAGACUGUUAUAGACAAGAGCAAAUCCAUUAAGACAUUCCUAAUGCAAGUCUUUGAGGAAUGUGGAAAUACUGAUAUUGAAGGUGUGGACUCAACCAAUGCAUGCUAUGGCGGAACUGCAGCUUUAUUCAACUGUGUCAACUGGGUAGAGAGUUGUUCAUGGGAUGGACGUUAUGGACUUGUUGUGUGCACAGAUAGUGCGGUCUACGCAGAGGGACCAGCCCGGCCCACUGGUGGAGCCGCUGCUAUUGCUAUGCUGAUUGGGCCUGAUGCUCCAAUUGCAUUUGAAAGCAAAUUCAGAGGGAGCCAUAUGUCUCAUGUCUACGAUUUUUACAAGCCCAACCUUGCAAGUGAAUAUCCGGUUGUUGAUGGGAAGCUUUCACAAACUUGUUAUCUCAUGGCACUGGAUUCUUGUUAUAAACGUUUCUGUAACAAGUAUGAGAAAUUCGAGGGCAAACAAUUUUCAAUGGUUGAUGCAGACUAUUUUGUAUUUCAUUCUCCAUAUAACAAGCUUGUACAGAAGAGCUUUGCUCGAUUGUUGUUCAAUGAUUUCUCGAGGAAUGCAAGUUCUGUUGAUGAGGUUACUAAAGAAAAGCUGGGACCAUUUUCAACUUUAACUGGUGAUGAAAGUUACCAAAGCCGUGAUCUUGAAAAGACAUCUCAGCAGCUCGCAAAGCCCCUAUAUGAUGCAAAGGUGCAACCAGCCACUUUGAUUCCGAAACAAGUUGGCAACAUGUACACUGCGUCUCUCUAUGCAGCAUUUGCAUCUCUUCUUCACAAUAAAAAUAGCACACUGGCGGGCAAACGGGUGGUAAUGUUUUCCUAUGGGAGUGGUUUAAGUGCCACAAUGUUUUCAUUCCAACUUCGUGAGGGCCAACAUCCUUUUAGCCUUUCAAACAUUGCAACUGUGAUGAAUGUUGGCGAGAAGUUGAAGUCGAGGCAUGAGUUUCCACCAGAAAAAUUUGUCGACACCAUGAAGCUGAUGGAGCAUAGAUAUGGGGCCAAGGACUUUGUGACAAGCAAGGAUUGUAGCCUUCUAUCACCAGGCACCUACUAUCUCACUGAAGUUGACUCCAUGUACCGAAGAUUCUACGCAAAGAAGGGUGGAGAUAAAACCACCAGCAGCCCGUGCGAGAAUGGCUCACUGGCCAAUGGUCACUGAUACUAAGUUUGAACUUAAUGUCAUGCCUUGAAGUCGGCUUAAGUGUUGGUUUAGAUGAUGUUGUCAGCACAUAAAAGAAUAACUGUGCUUCCAUAAGUUUGUUCUAUACAGCAAAAUAGUUUGCAUCGCUCAAGUGUUUUCAAUUUAUUAUUAUUUUCCUAA